This is a messenger RNA of Euleptes europaea (tarantolino), 512 nucleotides long. RefSeq names its product KIAA1143 ortholog. The transcript has 3 exons. The coding region runs from base 3 to 467 and encodes 154 amino acids. The record is from RefSeq and is a predicted model, not a curated record. NCBI's taxonomy places the organism in Eukaryota, Metazoa, Chordata, Lepidosauria, Squamata, Sphaerodactylidae.
CCAUGAGCAAAAGGAACCAGGUGUCCUACGUGAAGCCCGCGGAGCCCGCUUUCCUGAGCCGCUUCAAGGAGCGAGUCGGCUACCGGGAGGGGCCUACCGUGGACACCAAGAAGGAGCAGCUCCCGGUACCUGAAGAUGAUGAUAAUGAGAGUGACAAGGAAGAUGAACAGCCACAGGUGAUUGUACUGAAGAAAGGAGACCUGACUGCAGAAGAAGCAAUGAAGAUUAAAAGAGAGACAAAAGACACUUCCGAGGCUGCAGAUGAUGAACCUGAUCCUGCAGAUGGAAAAAUUGUUUUUAGAAAACCGCUCAAGCGUCCAUCAGGAGAGAAGUAUUCUGGUUUGACAGCCAGCUCAAGUAAGAAGAAAAAAGAGACGAAGAUAGUAUCUCCAACCUCCCAAAAUACAAAUAAGCAAGUGAAAAAUUGCAGUUUGCUCUCGUUUGAUGAGGAAGAGAGUGAUGAUUAGGUAAAAAAUUAAGCUGGGUGCGUGAUGGAAACCGAGAGAGAGAAA